AUGAAUAGUGUAAAUUUUAGAGUAGUAAUUCAACUAACCUAUUUUAUAAUGGUACUUACAAUAAAGUUAGUUAAUCAUAAUGCAGAAUACUUUUAAGUUAUCUUUAGUAUGAUUUUGACAAUACUGUUUAUACCAUUUAAUAGAUAUAUCAAUACAUGCGUUGAACAAUAAUAAUUGAUAUGUAAAACCUUGUGGUAAAUUCUCAAUCUCUUUUGUUUGGGUAGUGUAGAUUUUGGAUUGAAAAACGAUGGAUUAUUAGGCAGAUUUUAAUACUUUUGGUUGGGAUUGACAAUUUAAUUGGAAUAAGACACUACGAUUCUAAAUUAAAUAGCCAGAGUUGGAUAUUUGUUGGCUGUCAUUGCAUCGGCAAAUUUGACAGCAAUUUAUUUAUUGAUAGAUUCAUCCUAAAUUGGAAUAAUUUUCGGAGAAGCCCUCUGUGGUCUGCUUUUGAUCUAUUAAUUAUUUGCAAAGACAAAGACAUAGACAUAGACAAAAACAUUGCCUCAAAAGAAACCAAGCUCUCGUAGUUUUACAGAGAAAUUAGAAAGUCCUUAAUAAUAAAUUUUUGAUGAAGAUUCAAACUAAAUUAAAUUUAUGUCACUAAAUUAAGGGAUAGUUAAAAACCCUUCUAUUUAUUCAAAAGAUCCAUCAGUUUUCGAAUAGAUAGAAUAAUAGAAAACCUUUUAUGAGAUUUUAUUUAACUAAUUUCCUGAGGGUAUAAUUAUCAUCAAUGAUCAAAAUAAGAUUGACUAUCAUAAUAAUCAAGUAUAUACCUUCUUGGGCAGAAAACAUUGUCAAAACAGAGAUUAUAUACUAUCUCGCUUGUAUGAGCUAAAGAACUACAGCUCCAAAUUUCAAUUUGAGGAACAAGCAUAAUUUGAUAAGUUUUUCUCAAGACUGGAUAAAAACCUAAAAUAUAAUCAACAUGAAUACUUUUAACCUUUUGAUUAACAAUUUGAUCAAUAAUUAAAUGAUGAUUAUUCUAAAGAGAGUAUCUUUAAUAAUAAUUUCGAUGACAAUCUGACCGAUUACUAUUAUCAAGCUGAACUUAGCAAGGCUGAAACACUGAAAUAAGAAUUAGAUAAGGCCUUCUAAUUGUCUCCCUAUGCUAGAUAAAUGUCUGGUCGUUCUGAAAAAACAUAUAAAGGAAAGGAUAAAAUAAGAUUUUCACCAGAAGUUAAAAAAAUGCUCUGUAUGAUAGAGGAAUCAGCAGAAGAUCAAAUUAAUGAAUUAUAAGAAGAUAAGUCUUAAGAAGAUUGCAAUCCAGGUUUAUUGAUUUAAAUAACAAUCAAACCCUACAUUUAUGAAAAUAAAAGAAGUGUUUUAUUACUGAUACGGGAUGUAUCAUUAUUUAAUCAAUUCAAAGUUUUGUAAUAGCAAAAUAAAAACAAAUCUAGGAUGUUAUCCUAUGUUUCUCAUGAGCUACGUAAUCCAUUAGCAGCUAUAAUUGAAAUCAAUAAAUAGCUGAUGGCAUAAUUUCAAUAAGACGAAAACUUGACAUUAAAAUAUCUGUAACCUAUGAAGAGUUCUGCAACAUCAAUUUAAGCAUUGGCAACUGACUUAUUGGAUCUAGCUUAACUGAAAGCAGGAAAAUUUAUGUUAACAUAUGCAGAUUUUUCAAUCAAAUAAUUAUUGAAUGAUGCAAUAUCAAUUAUGUAAUAUCCAGUAAAAUUGAGGAAUUUAAAUCUAAAAUUAGAUUUUGAUCCCAAGCUUCCACAAAUUAUCAAAUCUGAUUAAUAGAGAAUAUAAUAGAUAAUUUUUAAUCUGAUUAGUAAUGCCACCAAAUUUACAAAAGAAGGCGGAAUCACUGUGACAGCUAGAUUGUUAUAGGCAAAACUAAUAGAAAUUUCUGUUGAAGACACAGGAGUAGGUUUGAAGCCAGAAGAUAAAAAUAAAUUGUUCUAACCAUUUGGAAAAUUGGAAGACACAAAGAACAUGAAUACUUAAGGAGUAGGGUUAGGAUUGAUGAUAAGCAAUGUGUUGGCCUAAAAGCUAAGUGGGAAUGAUGAAGGAUUAUAAGUUGAUUCAAAAGGAGUAGAUAAAGGAUCUAGAUUUCUAUUUAAAAUAUAGGAUGUAAGCGAUAAUUAAAUUUCUACUUAAUUGGAAUCCAAAAUUCUUAAUAGAAAAGAGAGUAGUUCCAAUAAUAUACAAAUUCAAAAGAAGUUUGAAGAAUAAAUAAUAGGAUAAUCUUUCAAUUGUAGAUGUCCUCAAAUUAUAAUCGCUGAUGAUGAGCCACUCAAUUUAUAAGCUUUAGGGUGGAAAUUAGAUCGUAUGAAAUACAUUCACCUACAAGCGAAAAGUGGUUAAGAAUGCAUAGAAAUUCUCUAGAAUUGGCAAAAUAAUAGAGAGUAUUGUUGUAACUGGAUUAAAUUUAUCAUCAUUGACAUUAAUAUGCCUUACUUAAAUGGAUAUUAGACUUCUAAAUUAGUAAGAUAAAUGGAGGUGGAGAAAUAGGUUAAAAGAUGUAAAAUUAUAGGUUGUAGUGGAUUUACAGAUUAUGAAAGCAAAAGAGUAGGAUUUGAAAAUGGAAUGGAUACCUUUAUUUCAAAGCCAGUAGAAGAUAAGGAGUUAUAAAGUGCCUUAUAAGCUUAAUGA
This is a messenger RNA of Paramecium tetraurelia, 2595 nucleotides long. RefSeq lists its product as uncharacterized. Lineage: Eukaryota; Ciliophora; Oligohymenophorea; Peniculida; Parameciidae. The record is from RefSeq and is a predicted model, not a curated record. The transcript has 2 exons. Gene Ontology annotation, molecular function: phosphorelay sensor kinase activity. Gene Ontology annotation, biological process: phosphorelay signal transduction system; phosphorylation.